CAAAUCAGUCAUUUUUGCUCUCAAUCAGAAUAGUACUGUUUGUCUGUACUGUAGAACUCAAUAACGGAAAGUAGUUUAAGAAACCCUAAUAUAUAUGGGUAUAUCAUCGACUAGCCUUGAGAAGGUGCAGAUGAAGAAAGGGCCAUGGACUCGAGACGAAGACCAAAAGCUAUUGGCUUACAUUGAACGACAUGGCCUGGGAAGGUGGCGUGAUCUCCCGACUAAAGCAGGGCUUCAACGAUGUGGAAAAAGCUGCAGAUUACGAUGGACAAAUUAUUUACGACCUGAUAUUAAGAGAGGAAAGUUCAGCUUGCAAGAAGAAAAGAGAAUUAUUCAACUCCAUGCUCUUUUGGGCAACAGAUGGUCAGCAAUAGCAACUCACUUGCCAAAGAGGACUGACAAUGAGAUCAAGAAUUAUUGGAAUACACGUCUUAAGAAGAGAUUAAGCAGAAUGGGGAUUGAUCCAGUGACUCAUAAGCCCAAGAACCAGCCAGGCACCAAUAGUGCUCAGUCGAAGAAUGCUGCCAAUCUCAGCCACAUGGCACAAUGGGAAAGUGCUCGACUCGAAGCUGAAGCCAGGUUCCUCCACCAGUCCAAACUUGUAUCCAACCCUUAUUUAUUUCGCCUCCACCACAUCGCAACCUCUCUACCACGACUAGCACCUCCACCUCCACCUCCACCUCCACCACCAUGUUUAGAUAUACUAAAAGUCUGGCAAGGAACGUGUAAGUCCUUUUUCACCCCAACUGUAACCCUUGAGUCUCCAACAUCUACCUUAAACUUCUCGAGCAACAUGCUCCCAGUUGAAGAAACACACCAAUCCAUCCCGAACAUUUUUGUCCCUUCGACAAACAUUACUCCUGUCGAAAAUUCAAGUGCAUUAUGCGGAUAUGAAAAGCAUCACAACUCUUUCGAGACAAAUGACAUAAUGGAAAAUCCCAUGCAGCUUAUGGGUAAUUAUAACCAUAUUGAUCUGCCUAUAUCUGCUAACUACAACAUUGUUGCUGGUCCUGAAGGUUUCGAGGAGAUUAAGGAUUAUUGGAACGACAUACUUAAUUCAGUGAAUUCGCCAGUGUUUUAGCCUUUAAGAUUUGCUAGUUCAUGUAGAAAAUUGUGUCUUUCUAUGUAUUAUGCAACA
Molecule: messenger RNA, 1138 nt
Organism: Olea europaea var. sylvestris
Lineage: Eukaryota; Viridiplantae; Streptophyta; Magnoliopsida; Lamiales; Oleaceae
Product: transcription factor MYB106-like
Exons: 3
Coding region: 95-1081 (328 amino acids)
Source: RefSeq, a predicted model, not a curated record